UGAACCUGACUGCAGCAGAUACUGUUAUAUUUGUGGACAGUGACUUAAACCCACAGAAUGACCUCCAAGCAGCUGCCUGAGCACACAGGAUUGGCCAAACAAGAGUCGAGACGGGAGUGAUUUCUCAAGACGCUUAUUUCAGUGAUAUUUGUCAGACCACAUGUACUUUGAGGGGAAGGACUACUCUAAAGACCCCAGUGCAGAAGACAAGAAGACCUUUAACUUGAGAAGCAAUUAGCCGAGCUAGAGGAUGCCGGGAAAGAGUGCAGCAUUAAAGAGAGAUAUAGUGUGAAUGAAAGAGCUAAGAUUCUUUAGUUGGCGAAGGUUUCAUUGACUAAUGUAUCACAGAGGCUGAUAUGGGCAGCUGCCCUGUAUGUGUUUGUGUAUGUCUUUUUAUUUAAUUAAAUAUUAUUUAUAUUGUCUAGCUGGUUCUCACCUCCUCCUUUCCUUUUAACCCCCUUACAGAUAGUUCACACAAAAAUUGAAAUGUGUGAUGUACUAAUACUCAUUUUGUUCAAAACAUGUACAAAUUACGUUCUAACAUGGAACACAAAAGGAGAUGUUCACUUUCAUUGUAUGGGAAAAAAAGAUGCAAUUAAAUUAAAUGGUGACCGAGGCUAACAUUCCACUAAAAUUAGAAAGUCAUACAGGUUUGGAACAACAUGAGAGUAAAUGGUAGUAAAUGAAUUUAGAACAGAAUUUAUCUUAUUAACUUCCCAUUCAUUUGGCAUGGUGUGUCCUUUAUGUGUGUUUUUGUUUGGUGUAGAUGAUUCUGGACACUGGGGGGGAGGAAGACUGUUUGCCACUCUUGAAAUCAGAUCAGAUGAGGUGAAGAAGCAGUACGAGUUGACUGGUGACAUGAAAGGUUUGUGUGCUGACUGGACAUCUGAAAUGGCUGCAGCUCUUUUGUAUUCGGCAUAAAUAUGAUGCCUUUUGUGCACUGCUCACAAUCUGCUGCAUACAGACACCGUUCCCCAUAUGGCCAUUACAGUUUCCAGUCCUUCAACCUUCCAGAAGAGAACGACGAGACAAUGAAUAAAACCUUUACUGAGGACUCUAACUGUGACUCGGACACUGAUUCCAAACUCUUUCAUGCUGACACUUGUAUACCCGAGAAUAAAUCCGCCCAUAGUGCAAAGGCUUAUUUCACAAAUAUCUGCAGAGGCAGGAUCUGCAACACCAACUACAGACACACUCAGUCUAAUUACAGCAGUUACCAGCCCCCAUUAGGUCUGCCUUCAGGCUUCAAUCCCCAGACGCCCUUUCCCAGUCAGACUGAAGUAUGUUUGAGCACCCUGGAGCCACACAACGGUGACUUGCUCUGCUCGAGUUCAGUGGGCAGUAGCUCGGUGGAAUACCCAAGUGGCAGUCUACCCUCUUGCUUGGUGUCUGGGAAUUACUGUAGUUACCCUGGUGAUUCAUGCUACUCUGGCUGUGACACUAACUCUCCAGACAGUCUUAGUCUGGGCGAGGCAAGUCUAGAACUGCCCCAGUCACUGCACUCUAUCCCUACUUCAUUCGCCCCUCACAGCUACUACAAGCCCCUGCACCCCUGCCCAUCCCGAGGGCCACCCUGCUGUAGUCACUACCCUCUGGAUGUUUAUCAAGUUGAUCAGGGCUCUCGUCCCAGACCACAUUAUCACAUGCCCUAUUGGCCUUUAUGCCCUGAAAACAGCAGAAAAUCAGCCUCCGAGUUCACUCUGAGCGGCCACACUUCUCUUUACACUCGAGCAAAACUAACCCAAAGCACAGCCCCUCUGUCCCUGGAGCAGAGAAAGGUGUUUGUCACUUAUGAAGCAGACAGUGAAAAACAUGUCAAGGAGAUCAUCAACUUCGUUGCGCUACUGAGACACAAUGGCUUCUACACUCAUAUUGACCUGUUUGAGCAGCAGUUCAAGAGCAUAAGCAAGAUUGACUUCAUGGAGAGAUACAUCAGUGAGAAAGACUAUCUGAUCAUCAUCAUCAUUAGUCCGAAGUACCAUGAUAUUGUGACCAAUGCCUCAUUUUUUAUGGAAAAUGAUGAAACCCUCAACACAGUCUACAUACACAAGCAGUUACAAAAUGAAUUCAUUCAGAAUGGGUCGAGGAAUUACAGAUUUAUCCCUAUCUUGUUUCCUGGUGCCAAGAAGUGUCACGUCCCUUCAUGGCUUCAGAGCACACAAAUCUUCACCUGGCCCAGGGACCGGGAUGACAUCCUUCGUCGACUCAUGCGUGUUGAGAAGUUCAACCCUCCACCCAUUGGAGAGCUACCGACCAUUGUCUCCAUCCCCAUUUAGUUAGCAUAUAUCCAAUGAAAAGUAAAAGUUCGUUGUAAUGAGAUUUGCUAUAUUGGUGAAUGAUAUCUGACCCUUGAACAGGCCUGUGAUCCAAUUAUAAUAGAGCACGAAUGCAUAGUUUGCACUUAAAAGAAGAUAUAUAUUUACCGCAUUGGACUCAAAAUGAGUGUGUAAUGUGUUAAAAUCCUUAUAGCUAUUGCAUUUGAUGUUAUUUAAAUGUAACACUCAGAAUAAGUAUGUCAGGAUGAGUCCUGUCAUGUGGAAGUUCCAUAACUACAUAUCAAUUCGUCAAUUAUGUUAUGCUAAACAUAGUUGAGUGCCAUGAUUUUUGAAGAUCCAUUUCUAUGACUUCGCAUUAGACCCAAUAGCUAUGUAAGAAAUACGUUUCCCAAGACCAAAAACUUUCAGAGACUACCUUUUCAGCACUUUUGCUCAUGAGGUAAACUGAAAUAUGUACAGGACAGAAUUUACAACUUAAACUGACAUAACCACAUUUUCACCUACCACAAGACAAGAGGUUUCAACUUGACUUAAGGAAUGUGCCUGCCUGCCAAAAUAUUUAACAUUCUGUGACAUUUUUCCUUCUGUCUUGGAUUGUAUUCAAUUAAUAUAUUUCCACUGUUCAUGCUUAUAAAAUAUGUCAUAGUCAUGUGGGGAUUUCUUGGUAAUUCAUGUUCUAAAAAAUUAUAAUUAAGAUGGGUUUGAAUGUAUUUUUGUCAACAUGAACACUUUUAUUGAAAGAACUUGGCCUGUUUGUUAUACUGCUUUUACUUCAGCAUUAUUUAAAAUUAUGCUUCAUGUCAAAAAGGUUGCUGACAUGUUAUAGAGAAUAGACCUUAGUCAGAGUAGAUGGGUCAAUGAUGAGAGUCAUUUUUUAAUUCCAGAUUAAAUUAUUCAAAAAUACAUGUUCACACAAAAAGGUCACUUUAAUACACCUAUGAUGAGCAUGUUUUCAAUUUUUUAUAAUUUCAUCAAGAGUUCAAAGUUUUCUGGUGCUUAAAAAAAUGUAAUGUGAUGCAACUGUCCAGAGACAGAAAAACGUGUAUUUAUU
Xyrauchen texanus (razorback sucker) is the source of this 3327-nucleotide messenger RNA. RefSeq lists its product as uncharacterized. The record is from RefSeq and is a predicted model, not a curated record. The transcript has 12 exons. The coding region runs from base 924 to 2276 and encodes 450 amino acids. Gene Ontology annotation, biological process: humoral immune response; positive regulation of canonical NF-kappaB signal transduction. NCBI's taxonomy places the organism in Eukaryota, Metazoa, Chordata, Actinopteri, Cypriniformes, Catostomidae.